ACCGUCCCGGGGCUGAUCUCUCGUGUCUUCACCCUCCAGCUGUGAGCCUGUCUCGGGGUGAAGUGUCCAGCAGCAUUCGCCAGGCAGUCGUUACCUUCAGCACACACUUUCUACGGAGCUCGGUUAUUCUUAGCUCAGCUGCGCGAGAGUCUGUCCUUCCGGUCCUCCUCUUGUUUAUCCCAGUUUCUUGAAUAUUUAAUGGAAAAUGGCGAUCUGCGCACAGUCGUAUGGUAUUUUCUGCCUCUUUACUAUCCAAACUGUACUUGUCCUAUACGUCUCUACGCCGACCACCGGGACCCACCUCUUCCCCCAGCACUACACAAUGAUCCACUGGGCCGGGCGCAUUGAGAAGGAGCUGGAGAAGGUCCUGCAGCACGUCACAGGGACACAGCAGAUGAGAUCGAUUUAUAAUGAGAAGAAGAGCCAGUUCGAGAUCAAGAGGAACAACCCCAAGGACUUAGUGGAGAGAGUGGCCCGGGACAUCUCCAAACUGCUCAAUAGUAAGAGGAAAGCACUGGAGAAGCUGGCCCGAGAGGCGGAGCUGCUACAGAAGGAGCACGUUUGGCAGGACGGCGUGACGGAGAAUGCCAUUUCAUACUACGAUUCCAAAGCGGAUUCAGACUAUACAGAGGAUGGAGAGGAGGAGAAUCCACUGGAGAGCUCCACAUCUUUAGAAUUGGAGUUUGUGGAUGAUCCCAAUUUUAAAAACAAGGUCAACUACUCCUCCAGCGCUGUGCAGAUUCCCACUGACAUCUACAAAGGCUCCCCCGUCAUCCUAAAUGAGCUGAACUGGACUCAGGCACUGGAGCGAGUCUUUAUUGAGAACCGCAGAGAGGACAGCUCCCUCCGGUGGCAGGUGUUUGGCAGUGCGACCGGCGUCACGCGCUACUACCCAGCUACUCCAUGGAGAGCGCCCAACAAAAUCGACCUGUAUGACGUCCGCAGAAGGCCUUGGUACAUCCAGGGCGCUUCAUCUCCAAAGGACAUGGUCAUCAUUGUGGAUGUGAGCGGCAGUGUCAGUGGACUCACUCUCAAACUGAUGAAGACCUCCGUUAUUGAGAUGCUGGACACUCUCUCGGACGAUGACUAUGUCAACGUCGCCAGGUUCAACGAAAAGGCUGAUGCGGUGGUCCCCUGCUUCAAGACCCUGGUCCAGGCCAACGUUCGUAACAAGAAGAUUUUCAAAGAGGCUGUGAUGCACAUGCAGGCCAAAGGGACCACGGAUUACAAGUCUGGAUUCACGUUUGCCUUCGAGCAGCUCCUCAAUGAGUCCAGUGCCCCCAGGGCCAACUGCAAUAAGAUGAUCAUGAUGUUUACAGACGGAGGAGAGGACCGUGCGCAGGAGGUGUUUGAGAAGUACAACUGGCCUAACAAAUCCGUCCGAGUCUUCACCUUCUCCGUCGGACAGCACAACUAUGAUGUCACACCGCUGCAGUGGAUUGCCUGUGCAAACAAAGGCUACUACUUUGAAAUCCCAUCGAUAGGCGCCAUCAGAAUAAACACGCAGGAGUAUCUCGAUGUCCUGGGACGGCCCAUGGUGUUGGCUGGACCCAAAGCCAAGCAGGUCCAAUGGACUAAUGUCUAUCAGGACGCGCUGGGUUUGGGUCUCGUCAUCACCGGGACAAUGCCUGUCUUCAAUCUGACCGCUGAUACCGCCAGUUCUCAGAACCAGCUUAUUCUUGGCGUAAUGGGAGUGGACAUAGCAAUAAAUGAAAUUAAGAAGAAGACACCAACCUACAGACUUGGAGCCAAUGGUUACACCUUUGCUAUAGACCCAAAUGGUUAUGUAUUACUUCAUCCAAACCUAAGGCCAAAGAUCAUUAACUUCAGGGAGCCAGUCACUUUGGACUUUCUGGAUGCGGAGAUGGAGGACAGCAACAAGGAGGAGAUCCGUCGACAGAUGAUUGAUGGCAGAUCAGGGCAAAGGAAAAUCAAGACGCUCAUUAAAUCAGUUGAUGAGAGAUACAUCGAUGAGUCUUUGAGGACGUACACUUGGACUCCAGUAGAGGGCACCGAUUACAGUUUAGGGUUGGUGCUGCCCACUUACAGCGAAAACCACAUCAAGGCCAACCUGAGCGACCAGAUUCUACAGGUGCAGUUUUCAUACGUCAAGGAUUUUGAGUCACUGCUGCCAAACAGUUUUGAAUCAGAAGGACAUGUUUUCAUUGCUCCCAGGGAAUACUGCAAUGACCUGGAGCUGUCAAGCAACAACACAGAGUUUUUACUGAACUUUAUCGCACUCAUGGAGAAAGUGACACCAGAUUCAAAGCAAUGCGAUAACCUUCUUCUCCAUAAUUUGAUCUUGGACACGGGGAUCAUCCGUCAGCUGGUGGAAAAAGUCUGGAAGAACAAAGAUCUCAACACGUAUGGUUUCUUGGCUGUGUUUGCUGCCACUGAUGGAGGCGUAACAAGAGUAUUUCCCAACAAAGCUGCUGAAACUUGGGAGGAGGAUCCAGAACCAUUUAAUGCCAGUUUUUACCGUCGCAGUUUGGACAAUAAGGGGUACAUCUUCAGAGCGCCUUAUCGAACUGCCCGAGACGAGUUCCUAAACCCAGAGAAUGACACUAUAGGCAUCCUGGUGAGCACAGCCGUGGAAAUCACAGUGGGAGGGAAAACUGUCAAACCUGCAGUGGUCGGAGUUAAAUUGGACCUGGAAGCCUGGGUCGACAAAUUCAAAAUCCUUGCCAGUAACCACACUGAUAGUCGGCAAGGCGUGCAGUGUGGGCCAAACCGUCCAUGUGAAAUGGACUGUGAAGCCAACAGUGACGACCUUGUGUGCUAUCUAGUCGACGAUGGUGGAUUUUUGAUCAUGUCCAAUCAGAAAGAAGACUGGAAUAAGGUGGGCAUGUUUUUCAGUGAGGUGGACCCUUACCUCAUGUACGCUCUCUACAACAACUCCUUCUUCAACCGAAAGCAAUCGUUUGAUUACCAGUCUGUGUGCGAGCGCAUCCCCAACAGUGAGGCCGGAGCAGGACCACGAUCAGUGUUUGUGCCUACUAUAGCAGAUUUUGUAAAUAUAGCCUGGUGGACUUCUGCAGCUGCAUGGUCCUUAUUUCAGCAGUUUAUUUAUGGCCUUGCCUAUCACAGUUGGUUUGUCAAAGAUGUGGAGGCAGCUGAGAGUGUGGACUCUAAAGAGAGGAGCUGUGUGAUGAUGCAGACGCAGUAUUAUCUGACCAACCUGACCAACUCCUACAACAUACUACAGGACUGCGGCAACUGCUCCAGGUUGAUCCACGCUAAAAGGUUAAAUAACACCAACUUGCUGUUUGUGGUGGCCGAGAAGUUGCUCUGUAACUCCUGUGAGAUUGAGAGGCUUACACAAGAACAAGAAGAAUACAAAGAAGAGAAUCCUUGUGAAGUCAUGGCUCCAGCGCGUUACAGGAAAGGACCCUCCACCUGCUUUGACAACAACAUCUCUGAGAACACAUCAGACUGUGGGCGGGGCUACUCUUUCCGUCCGUCGCUUUAUUCACUGCUGCUCAUUCAACUGCUCCUGCUUUACCCCGCCCUCAGCCCCUACGCCCUAUCACUAACACAUUAACUCCACCAACCUCUGCUGUCCUGGUAUAGCCCGCCCAAGCCUUAUUUACUAUCCCGUAGCCCCAACACCACUGUCCACAUCUGUGCCCCUAUGUGCCCCUCCCAAAAUAUAGUCAACGGUAACGGGACUUCUAUAGUGGCAGAAGCCCCUUAUAGUGCCACGCUGCCCACUUUGCUUCAGUCAUUUGUGGCAAUUGAUAUCUUUGGACAUUCAGUAUACUUGAGUGGCAUCAGAAAGCUCGCCCAUAAAAAGAAAGUAAUUAACCAUGACUGUUACAUGGGACCAGGAAGUCAGCAAAAUGUCCUGCUUCUUGCAUCAUCCAGCUGUUGUGGACAGUUCUACCAGUUCUAGCCAGAAAAUACCUUGAAAAAAACGAUUCAAAAUGUCAGCGCUGAGGUGAUACUCAAAGCUUAUGUUAUGAUUAUUAAGGUUUUUAUUUGAAAAAGGAAGCUGUUAGAUGUUAACUUAAUUUAUGCACUACUUCAAUGUCUACUUGCCAAACAGAGAUAGACUUUCAUGUGUUCUUAUUUUUAUAUAGCCAAAAUGUGCUGAGGAAAAUGGCUUUUGAUUUUAGAUUUAAGAUAACUGAGUGCUGAUUCAUUUCAUCCACUCGGGAUUAUGGCAAUUACAUGCUUUUUGUUACAUUUGUUUAAAAAUAUCCUUUUAUUUAUGCUAUUUCUUUGUAACAUGAAUCAGUGAUUUGUGUCUAGAGCAGUGGUUCUCAAACAGAGGUACUGUUCCCUCUAGUGAUAUGUGAAUUUUUGUUCCAAUUUAAUCUAGUUUUUAGUCUGGACAUUGCAUCUUGUCCUGGUUUAUUUCUACUGCAGUUAAUCUUAGUUAAUUCUGGAUCAUGGGUUUAAACAUAGGUUAGUCCGGGUUUAGUUUUAGCUCAGUCCUAAUUUAAGAUUUGAUUUAGGCACACUUUUGAGUAGUUCUUGAAAUGUCAAAUAUUUAAGGUAGAAUUAUUUAAGGAAGUUUGAGAAUCACUGUUUUAGCUUUUUUGUUUCAUAUCUUUUCAUAUUUGUAUUUGUUACUUACAUCAUUAUUAUUAUUAUUAUUGAUGUAUUACUACUUUUUAUAAUCAUUCCAACCUUUAAGCCCUGAAGCUCGGCCAAUCCUCAUGAAGCUUCCUCAGUGACCUCCUAUUUUAACUUUGAAUUUAAGUCACUGCCAUCUUACACUAGCAUCAUGCCUCUGCCUCAUGACUAUCGCAUAGUAGCCCCUGGUGGGGUUUUGUCCUUUGCUUUUUAGGUUUACUACUCACUGGCCACUUUAUUAGGUACACCUGUUGUAAUCAUUUCAAUGGGAAUGGACAGAACUGUAAUAUCAAAUCAAAUCUAUAGGGAUAAACCAUCUGAAGUUCAUACAAAGCAUCAAAAUAUGAAUAUAGUGAAAAAAAGUUCAUUUAAAUGUUACUGAUCCACUGUCAAGACAGUUAUCAACACAUUUUCCAUUAGUCUAAAAUUCAAAAUCACUAGUUUGUAAAGUGUUAAACAGUAUCAGAUUUGUCAUCAUUUCUCCAUAUCUAAAAGCACCGAGUUGGUACAAUUUUGUUUAAUGACAUUUGCAUUUAAAAUCCUGUGAACAGAUGUGCCGAAUAUUGUGGUCUGCGAGUGUAUUUUCCCUUUUGACUAAAGCUGUUUAAUCUUCAAACCAUUCGCUGCUGGGGUUUAGGGGCUUCUCAUUAUGAUUCUUGAUGUGAAGAGCAAAAGAGGCCACUGGUGAUCACAUGGUUGUGUGGUUGUCACAGUUUUAGUGAGGAUAAAAUGGUGUGAACAGUUAUUUAGUAACGCUCUGAUUCAUAGUGCCUUGAUGCACUUUCUUUUGGCUUUGUAUGAGUAAAACAACUGCGUGGUGACUUUUAUGGCAGCCAUUUUGGAGACUUUGACAAAUGAGGUGAUGUGUGACGUAUUCAGUGUUGAUAAACAUGAGGCUGUGCUUGCAUUUCGGUGGUGAUAGCAAACAAUUCCUGUUUAUUGUACAGAAAGCACCAUUCACCACCACAAUACAAAUUGUCUAUGGACAACAGCAGGGUAGAGUAUGACAAAGUGCUUCAACUUUUUGCAUUGUACUGUAUGCGUAAGUAGUAGCAGCUUUCUGCAGCACUUUUCUGGGGAUUGUCCAAUAUAUAUAGAGCUCAUGUAUAGCAUAAAUUACCUUUUGGCAAUUAAAUCAUGUUGUUUCCUCUAAUUAUAUACAUUUUACAAUAAAAUCUGCAAAUUUAAUGUCAUCAAAAUAGCUACUGCUCAUAUCUAUCCUUAAGUUAAAUACAUAAGUUUCAGAGUGAUGAAAAACAGUGUCACCAUAGCAAUUAACAAUUCAAAACAAAACCAGCCAAAAGUCCUCAAAAUGUUACAUAUAAACAGGAAACCCAUGAAUUGCCUAAUCUCUGAACUCUUGAGUGGACAGGCAAUCAGCUACGGGGUAACUGAUGACUGUAACGCCUACAUAUGCUGUAUAUUCACUACAACUAUGAACAUAUAGAAAAAUAUAUCUGCUACAAUCUUGAAUAUUGAGACUGCCAUAUUUGGUCACUCCACCGUUGCUUUACGACGCCAUGUGUAGAGCUAUGAUAAUGCUAUGAUAUCGAGCGACUUGGGGCCACUGACUGCUGUCAUUCUGCCUGAAUGCGUGCUCGUUUGUGUGCGAAUGUAGGACUAUCUUUCUGUUAAAAGCCCUCAAAGGGAAUGUAUGGAGGCACAUGGCCGUCCAAUGUGUCUUAUGUGUUGAACUAGACAAAAAAGUAUUAGAAAAACUGCAGAAAAAUUUAUUUAAUUUGUUAAAAAAGUUGGAGGUAAACGAAUGUGUACAUCAUCAGUGUUUUUGUUAGUUUUUAUUAUUUGUGUUAUGUUUUCAGUGUUAAUGCCUCUCUAAAUGCCUUAGCGUUCCACAAUACACAGCUCUCCGAUCCCUCUCUAUAUAUCUUAAAAACUAUAUUCUCAAAGUGUCCUGCAAGUGUAGAAAUUAAGCUCUUAUUUUGUAUUUUAAUUGUCAUUUUGGUUUACGAUAAAUACUGAUUCAUAAAGGCUGUUUUAACAAUACUUGAAAACAGUUGUAGUUUUUAAAUGAAAAAAUUCAAGUGCGUGGCUUGGAGAUUUAUUAUAUUAUUAAAUUAUAUGCAACUGCUACAGAGAGUGGUCCAGAACAUCAAAUUGCUACGAGAUAUUGCAAAGUUCAACCGCAAAAUGUUCAAAAUCAUAAAUUCUAUAUGAUUGGUGACUAUUCAGACUGAGUCAUACUUCAAAGUAGCUAUAAAAUGCACCCAGAAUCCACAAAUAAGAAAUGAUUUUGAUACUGUGCUUUAUAGUUCAGACUUCUUUUAGGGCCACUGUAGUUAUUUCUAGUAUAAUUUGACCGUCACAGGAAACUGCAGCAAAUUGGACAAAUGUAAUAAAAAUACAUUCAAUGACUAAGAGAUAUAUAGACAACAUAUUGCAUUUAUUAUUAAGUUACAACGGUCUAACGCUGCUUGCAGUUUUGGCAUCCAUUGGGUUGCUCUGCUCUAUUCCUAAAGUACACAUCCUUGAGUUUCAGAAUUAUGAAAAAUUAGGAUCGUUACCUUAACAAUAAAGAAACAAAACAAAACAUAUAUUCUGAAUGGUGAUAAGGAAACUCAUGAAUAGUUGGUUCUAUUCUCUUCUCCUUCACUGUUUGUAAAUGAACACAAAACGUGCCUGUGUAACUUGAACCCCUCAAAUAAUUUUUUCCCAACCUACCUGCACUGCUACAUUAUGCACAACGCUACACACGAGCUAACCAAGAGAACAUGUACGGACACUGGUUUCGCUGGGACAUAUCAAACACUACAAGGUAAAGGUUAGCCAAGGAUGUCAUUUUGGGAUGCAGUUUUGUUUUAUUUUGUUUAUAUUAUUAUAAUUUUAGUGUAUGAGAGGGUGGGAUGUCCGAGGCCAGGUAAGAGAGGUAUAAUAGUUACGAGCGUGUGCAUCCCCCAUACCCCUAAAUGCUUUGGAAAGAAGUUUGUCAGUAGGCUAUUUCCAGUGUAUUAGCAAAUUGUUAAUUAUACAUCUGUAAGCGUUUUACUGAAAUCGAACGGGAGAUUAGUAGGUCAACAUUCAAAGGUGCACUAUGUAACUUGUCUGGAGGAUGCAUCAGGAUGGUCUCCAUGGAGUUGUUAUGCUUUGCCCAGAAUGUUCCACAGUACAGAAUUAAACUUGUGUAUCUUCUGUUUAUUCAAAUAUACUGUCUGUGUGUAUGACUGAAUACAAAUACACUGAAAAACCUGCACUGACUGUGAUAAAGAUCACAUCUCUCAUAACUUGGCGUGUUUAAUGCUAUACUGUGGAACCUCGAAUGAUGAAAUAGCACCUCCAUGGAGACAAGUUUUUAAUAAUCAUUUCCUAUUUGGACUACAAAAUAUAUAAUUAACAGUCCAUAGCAAAAUAGCCUUUUGAAUGGUGACAAGUCCUCAUAUAUCAAUACGAAUACAUCUUAAAUAGCUUACAGACACACUUCACACUAAAGCAUUUCAAACACACACCACUAAAGGAACACACUCAGUUAUGUGGAUUUACUUUUGCCAAAAAAUAAAAUGACUAAAAUAGAAAAAUGGAUCAGCCGGGCGGGGACGAAUGGCAGGGCUUGUCUUUGGCCGGUCCUCUGUCCCGUCAGCCCUGGCUGCUUCUGUGUCGGUGCAUCGUAUGUGGGAAAGAAGAUUUGUAUGUGAUUCUGUAGUCUGUAGUCUGGUGCUAUGUGACCAUGUUCGACAAAGUGUGUGAAAAAAAUAACAUUUAGUAAGAAAAAAAGCCGUCAAAAUUUAAGUGAAGUUUAAAAAAUAUAAUAAAUAUAGGAAUUACAGCACUGUUGAUAAGUUUGCGAUCUGAAAUGUUUAUAAUUUGUUUAAUUUCUGAAUGGGGUCUUGAAUGAAUGCGGUGUGUUUGUGAGUGCGUGGGUUAGCUCCUUCUUUCUGGGCACUAAGUCCAUGUCAUUCUUUUGUACAGAUGAAGCUAAAAAAAAAGAGGAGGGCAAAAUUUGUAAAAUAUUGUGUCUGUGACUCCUUGUAAAAUAUUUUCAAAUUGUUUAUUACAGAGAAUCAGUUAUUAAAUAAUGUUCAUAUUUUUCACUUCA
Molecule: messenger RNA, 8626 nt
Organism: Boleophthalmus pectinirostris (great blue-spotted mudskipper)
Lineage: Eukaryota; Metazoa; Chordata; Actinopteri; Gobiiformes; Gobiidae
Gene: cacna2d2a
Product: calcium channel, voltage-dependent, alpha 2/delta subunit 2a
Exons: 39
Coding region: 206-3541 (1111 amino acids)
Cellular component (GO): voltage-gated calcium channel complex
Molecular function (GO): voltage-gated calcium channel activity
Source: RefSeq, a predicted model, not a curated record